GUCGUGGAAUUCUUGCUUGCUAGUGGAAGGAUGGAUUCCGACGUCGAAGACGCACGUGGUCUUACACCUCUGGCUUGGGCUUCACGGACGAAUCAAUCAGUCAGAAUUGCGGAGAUGUUACUCAGCACCGGCAAAGUCGAUGCGAAUUGUAGUGAAAAGCUUGGUGUAAUACUAUUCAUGUGGUCUACAACCUCUCAAAGCGAUAAGGUGAAGGAACUAUUGCUCAACAGUGGUAAACUUGACGAAGAU
This is a messenger RNA of Bipolaris zeicola 26-R-13, 249 nucleotides long. RefSeq lists its product as uncharacterized. Lineage: Eukaryota; Fungi; Ascomycota; Dothideomycetes; Pleosporales; Pleosporaceae. Gene Ontology annotation, molecular function: protein binding. The record is from RefSeq and is a predicted model, not a curated record. The transcript has a single exon. The annotation marks the transcript as partial.